CUGGGAGCAGCUGCUUUUGACAAAGGAGACUCUCAGAUGUGGACACAAGAGAUUCAGUGCAGAGGAAAUGAGUCUCAGAUUCACCUCUGUCCAACAUCACCAUCACAUGAAAACAACUGUUCUCAUGACAAUGAUGUUGGACUGGUGUGUGCAGAAAUAAUAAAUGUGCGUUUGGUUAAUGGAAACAGUCCUUGCAGUGGGACAGUGGAGGUUCUUCAUAGAGGUCAGUGGGGAACAGUGUGUGAUGUUGGUUGGGAUUUGGCUGAUGCUGCAGUGGUGUGUAGAGAGCUGGACUGUGAAGAACCUGUAGAUGCUCUGAGUGAUGCUCAUGUUGGACUCGAAUCAGGACCAGUCUGGAUGAAUAAUGCAAUGUGUGCUGGAUCUGAGUCCACACUGAAAAAGUGUGGAUCUGUCAUAUGGGGUUUUCAAGGUGUGUGUCAGAGCAAGAGUGCAGGAAUCAUCUGCUCAGGCGUCAGGCUGGUUGGUGGUUCUCGCUGCUCUGGGAGGUUAGAGAUACUUCAUGAUCAGACGUGGAUGUCAGUGUGUGACUCUGUCUUUGACCAGCAGGAUGCAGAGGUUGUGUGUAGAGAGCUGGACUGUGGGUGCUCCUGUAGAGAUGCUCAG
This is a messenger RNA of Cyprinus carpio (common carp), 624 nucleotides long. RefSeq names its product scavenger receptor cysteine-rich type 1 protein M130-like. The annotation marks the transcript as partial. The transcript is spliced from 4 exons. NCBI's taxonomy places the organism in Eukaryota, Metazoa, Chordata, Actinopteri, Cypriniformes, Cyprinidae. Gene Ontology annotation, cellular component: membrane. The record is from RefSeq and is a predicted model, not a curated record.